CGGUCUUGCAAGUUAUAUGUCAGAGAGUCAAAUGGUAUAGACGAGGCCGGGGUGUAAGAGGCAAGCAUCGGAGUUAAGCCAAGGGUCCAAGUGUAGAUCGGAUGAUCUGUGCUUUCCAGAUGCGGGCAGGCGCGCGCGAUCGCGACACCAACUCUAAAGCUAUCACGUUGUCGAUUGGGUAAUCAUGUAAACUCAACAAUUCUUGGACGAGUCGUCUGCUUCUCUUUUCUCUUCUCCCAUUUCAGAUUCUUAGGAUUGACCCAAAUCAAAACACAGCAAUGGCAGCAGCAACAUCAACAUCAGAAAGAGUGGUCGACUCGGCCAAGGUGUGGACUACACUGAUCACAAACACCAACUACCUCUCGGGCUUGUUGACGCUGGACUACUCGCUGAAGGCCGCUGGCAGCAAGUACCCUCUCGUCGCUCUCUAUACCGAUACCUUCCCUCCCGAGGGCCAUGCUGCUCUCAAGGCUCGCGGCAUUCCUUCCAAGCGCAUUCCCUACCUCCUGCCUACCAUGUCCAAGGACUACAGCAACGACCCUCGUUUCUACGAUUGCUGGAGCAAGCUCACUCCCUUCGGUCUGGUCGAGUAUGAGCGUGUCGUCCAACUUGACAGCGACAUGCUCAUCCUCAAGAACAUGGACGAGCUGAUGGACAUCCCUCUUGACAGUGCUGAGCUCGCCGGUCGCGGUGACCGCGUCUUCGCAGCAAGUCACGCCUGUGUCUGCAAUCCCUUGAAGAAGCCUCAUUACCCCAAGGAGUGGGUACCCGCCAACUGUGCUUUUACCACUCAACACGACAACCCCGACGAGGCUCAGAAGACUGGUGCUUCUCCCCUUGCAGGCCUCGCCAUGCCCAAUGGAGGUCUCCAGGUCGUCGUACCUAGCACCGAGGUCUACAACCUGAUCCAGGAGGGUCUGCAGUCAUCCGUGACUGCUUCUUACGAGUUUGCCGAUCAAUCCAUGCUCAGCGACCUCUUCCCCGGUCGAUGGGUCGCCCUGCCCUACAUCUACAAUGCCCUCAAGACCUUGCGCUGGAGCGGUGUGCACGACGCUAUCUGGAGGGAUGAUGAAGUCAAGAACGCCCACAUCCUUCUCAGCCCCAAGCCUUGGGACGAGGUGGGCGCCGACAAGGGCAAGAACGAUGAGACACACAAAUGGUGGUGGAAUUACAACGAUCGCCGCCAAGCAGAAGAGAAGAGCAGGAAUAUUGAUGAUGGCUUCUAAGCGCUCCAUCUUUGAGCUAGAUGACAAAAGAACUUUGGACGAUAUUUGAUACCCAAAAUGUUGAAACAUCACAUACACUAUAAUUAAACAUACCAUCACGAAUCAAGGACACUCUGGAACAGACUCCAAACUAUACCCA
Molecule: messenger RNA, 1365 nt
Organism: Aureobasidium pullulans EXF-150
Lineage: Eukaryota; Fungi; Ascomycota; Dothideomycetes; Dothideales; Saccotheciaceae
Product: glycosyl transferase
Exons: 1
Coding region: 279-1226 (315 amino acids)
Molecular function (GO): glycosyltransferase activity
Source: RefSeq, a predicted model, not a curated record